Arachis stenosperma is the source of this 1378-nucleotide messenger RNA. RefSeq names its product probable diphthine methyl ester synthase. Lineage: Eukaryota; Viridiplantae; Streptophyta; Magnoliopsida; Fabales; Fabaceae. The transcript has 5 exons. The coding region runs from base 367 to 1191 and encodes 274 amino acids. Gene Ontology annotation, biological process: protein histidyl modification to diphthamide. The record is from RefSeq and is a predicted model, not a curated record. Gene Ontology annotation, molecular function: diphthine synthase activity.
ACGACACCCUGAUCCCCAACCUGAAGUCACUCUCUCCCAAGUCUCCCAACUGAGCACAGCUUCACUCACUCUCAAGUCUCACCUCUCUACCUCACUCCGCCGUGCCCUGUGCCUCGACUGUGUGCCUGUCGUCCGAAGCUCUGCGUGCGGCCAACCCUCCUCGCCAGUGGCCUGCCUCUGCAACGGUGCUGCAACCCAAGGUACCCAGUCCGUCCCUGACUUUGCGUCUGCUUCUGCAGUGAGUGUAGUUUUAAUGGAGGUUUGGAUAAUGGCGUUUAGGGGGUUUUAUGGCUUAAAGACAAGUUGAGACUAAAUUAGGAAGUGAGGGUAGACAGUUGGGAGGAAGAAGAAGAAGAAGAAGAAGAAAUGCUGUUCAUAAUUGGAUUAGGAUUGGGAGAUGAGAGAGACAUAACGUUGAGGGGGUUGGAAGCAGUGAAGAGCUGCGAAAAGGUUUACAUGGAAUCCUACACUUCCCUCCUCUCAUUUGGGCUCGACUCUCAUGGCCUCUCCAACCUGGAAAAGCUGUAUGGGAAAACUAUAACUCUAGCAGACAGAGAGAUGGUGGAAGAGAAAGCCCAUCACAUUCUUGAAGAAGCUCGCCACUCCCAUGUCGCCUUCCUCGUUGUUGGGGACCCUUUUGGGGCCACAACCCACACUGACCUUGUUGUUAGAGCUAAGAAGAUGGGGAUUCAUGUCCAGAGUGUGCACAAUGCCUCUGUCAUGAAUGCUAUUGGCAUCUGCGGUCUCCAACUGUAUCGCUAUGGCGAAACUGUUUCCAUUCCGUUCUUCACUGACUCUUGGAGGCCCGAUAGCUUCUAUGAAAAGAUUCACAGUAAUCGAACCAUGGGACUCCACACACUUUGCUUGUUAGAUAUUCGUGUGAAGGAGCCCACCCUCGAAUCUCUGGCAAGAGGAAGAAAAACCUAUGAACCCCCCAGAUAUAUGACCAUAAACACAGCCAUUGAGCAGCUCUUGGAGGUUGUGCAAGAGCGCCAACAACCUGCCUACACUGAAGAUACCCAGUGUGUUGGGUUUGCUCGGCUAGGAAGUGACGAUCAGAUGAUUAUAGCUGGAACAAUGAAGCAGCUGCAGAUGGUUGAUUUUGGAGCCCCUUUACACUGCCUUGUCAUAACAGGCAAUACCCAUCCAUUAGAGGAAGAAAUGCUCGAGUUUUACAGAUGUAGGACCUAGUUACCACUUACAAGGUUGCAGGAACAUUUGAAUUUUGCAAAUUUUGAAUUUUUGUUAAUGUGGAGUUUCUACAGUCAAAAUUUAUGUGGAAUUUGAAUUCAUUACAGGCUAAAGAAUUAGACACUUGGAUUUUUUGUUUUUUUCUCACUUUAUGCUUUAGACACUUGGAUUUUUUGUUUUUUUUUUU